This is a messenger RNA of Lagopus muta (rock ptarmigan), 3889 nucleotides long. It is a transcript of the gene ANAPC5, whose product is annotated as anaphase promoting complex subunit 5. Gene Ontology annotation, molecular function: protein binding. NCBI's taxonomy places the organism in Eukaryota, Metazoa, Chordata, Aves, Galliformes, Phasianidae. The record is from RefSeq and is a predicted model, not a curated record. Bases 41 to 2311 code for a protein of 756 amino acids. The transcript has 17 exons. Gene Ontology annotation, biological process: positive regulation of mitotic metaphase/anaphase transition; anaphase-promoting complex-dependent catabolic process; protein K11-linked ubiquitination. Gene Ontology annotation, cellular component: anaphase-promoting complex.
CGUAGCCGGUUUCCCUGGCGGGAGGUGUCCGGGUGCCGCUAUGGCGAGCGUGCACGAGAGCCUGUACUUCAACCCGAUGAUGACCAAUGGCGUCGUGCACGCCAACGUGUUCGGCAUCAAGGACUGGGUCACCCCUUACAAGAUGGCGCUGCUGGUGCUCCUCAGCGAGCUGGGCCGUUCUGGCUCGCAGCUCGACCAGCUGGAGCGGCGGCGGCUCAACCGGCUGCUGCUGCCAUUGCUGCAGGGGCCUGACAUGCCGCUGUCGCGACUGCGCAAGGCCAUCGAGGAGUGCUGCCCCAACCUGGCCGGCUCCGUGCACAUCAGGUUAAAACUCAUAGCUGAAGGAGAACUGAAAGAUAUGGAACAAUUUUUUGAUGACCUUUCAGAUUCAUUCAGUGGAACAGAGCCAGAAGUUCAUAAAACAAGUGUCAUAGGUCUAUUUCUGCGCCAUAUGAUCUUGGCAUACAAUAAACUUUCUUUUAGCCAGGUCUACAAACUUUACACUGCACUUCAGCAGUACUUUCUAAAUGAUGAGAAAAAAUGUGGAAUUGAUGAGAAUGAUAUGGAGCUGACCAAUACAGAGGAACUGGAUGGGAAAAUGGAGAAAGAAGAACUUGAUGUACCUCUAAGGGAAGAAGAGAUAUCUUGCAGCGGGCCUCUUUCCCAGAAACAAGCAGAGUAUUUUCUUUCUCAGCAGGCUUCUCUGCUAAAGAAUGAUGAGACAAAGGCACUUACUCCUGGAUCUUUACAAAAGGAAUUGAACAACUUGUUAAAAUUUAAUCCAGACUUUGCUGAAGCACAUUAUUUAAGCUACUUAAACAGUCUCAGAGUGCACGACGUCUUCAGUUCAACACACAGCCUCCUGCAUUAUUUUGACCGUUUGAUUCUCACCGGAGCAGAAAGCAAAAGCAAUGGGGAUGAGGGUUAUGGCCGGAGUCUGAGAUACGCCGCCCUGAACCUGGCUGCCCUGCACUGUCGCUUUGGCCAUUAUCAACAAGCUGAACUUGCACUUCAGGAAGCCAUCCGGAUUGCACAGGAGUCUAAUGAUCAUGUUUGUUUGCAGCACUGCCUGAGCUGGUUACACAUCUCAGAGCAGAAGAUAUUUGAUAGCUGUGUUCUGCUGGAACACUCAGUAAACAAAUCCUUACACUUUGGUUUGCCAUACCUUGCUUCCCUGGGAAUACAGUCCUUGGUUCAGCAAAGAGCUUUUGCAGGAAAGGCUGCCAACAAACUAAUGGAUGCCUUAAAAGAUUCUGAUUUGUUGCACUGGAAACACAGCUUGUCAGAGCUUAUUGAUAUUAGUAUAGCACAGAAGACUGCAAUUUGGAGAUUAUAUGGCCGCAGCACCAUGGCGCUCCAACAAGCCCAAACACUGCUGAGCAUGAACAGCCUGGAGGCCGUGAAUGUGGGCGUGCAGCAGAAUAACACAGAGGCCUUUGCUGUAGUACUGUGUCACCUGGCUGAGCUUCAUGCAGAGCAGGGCUACUUUGCAGCUGCUUCUGAAAUACUGAAACAUCUAAAGGAGAGAUUCCCUCCCAAUAGUCAGCAUGCACAGCUUUGGAUGCUGUUUGAUCAAAAAAUACAGUUUGAAAGAGCCAUGAAUGAUGGCAGAUACCAUAUAGCAGAUUCUCUUGUAGCAGGAAUUACAGCACUUAAUAGCAUUGAAGGAAUGUACAGAAAAGCCAUUGUAUUGAAAGCCCAGAAUCAAAUGUUAGAAGCACACAAGCUUUUGCAGAAAUUGUUGAUCCACUGCCAGGAAAUCAAGAACACCGAGAUAGUGAUUAGUGUGCUGCUGUCAGUAGCAGAGCUCUACUGGAGAUCUUCGUGUCAUACCAUUGCUUUGCCUGUCCUGCUGCAGGCUCUUGCCUUCUCUCGAGAAUAUAGUCUGCAAUACUUGGCUUCUGAGACCGUGCUGAACUUGGCUUUCUCCCAGCUGAUCCUUGGCGUUCCUGAACAAGUCCUGAAUAUUUUGCACAUGGCAAUAGAACCUGGCUUGGCCCAUGGAGCUGUGCUAGACAAAGGCUGCGCCAUGUUCUUGGUGGCCAAGUGUCAGGUGGCUUCUACAGCUUCCUACACUCAACAAAAGAAGGCUGAAGCUUUGGAAUCUGCUAUUCUGAAUCUGAACGAAGCUAAGACUUACCUUGCCAAGGUGGACUGCAAAGAGCAGCUCAGAGAUGUUCUUUACUUCCAAGCCCGGCUGUUCCACACCCUAGGCAAGACCCAGGAAAGGAACAAAUGUGCCAUGUUGUUCCGUCAGUUGCACCAGGAACUGCCCGCUCACGGUGUCCCCUUAAUAAAUGCCUUCAAGUGAAGCGUUCAGAGAUGAGACGUGGUUGUUUUCCUCUUUUGUACAAAUGUCUUUUGACUAUAUUUAACCAUCCGUGUUUCAAUAAAUCAUGGUGUUCUGUGGAACAAGCCUGUAUGUUGCUCGCAGUGACGUAGGGGAAAGUAUAGGUUUCCAUCCAUUUCACUUCUAGUCUGUGCUUGAAACUAAGAAUAAGAAUUGAACAUAAAAAAAGACUCUUGACUGCAACACAAACACGCUGAGGGGAGCAGCACAGUCACGAUGAAAUAAUACCUGCUCUUAGUGGUGACGUAUUUGGAAGCAUUGCUGGCUUUGUGAGCUCAGGUACAAAAAAUAGUGGAAAAUGUAGGCGAGGCUUGUGUGCUUGGUUUCAGUGGUACAAAAUGGAGAGUCUCAAUGAAAAUGGUUCCUUGCAUUUAACCUGUCUACAGGCACUGUUUACUUUUCAGAAACAGGUGGUGCUGGCAGAAGGGAAAAACAGGAUUCGGUUGGAAAGGUGUAAUGGUGCAAAGUCCCAGCGCUGCUGUGUUAGAUGUGUUCUUGUGCAAAGAGUGGCUGAGAAACAUUAAGUGUGCUGAACAGGAGCCCUAGCUCAGCUGAAACGGGUUUGUUUGGCUCAUAGGUGCUGGGUAUAAUUGAUCUGAGCUGGCUUUGUGUAUGAACAAAUGAGCACCACAGCUAACCUUGUGAGAAAGGACUGGCAGCCCUGUCCUCAGCGGGCCGAGUCCCUUCACAGUGCUACUACAUAAAAGCUGCACAUCAUUAGUGUAAACAAUUGAAAUAUCCUGCCAGGAAGUUCUAGAUGAGCCCGUGGUAUUGUUAGCCACGAGGAAGCAAGUUCAGAACUAAACCUGACUGCUGGAGCUCAGCCACGUGUGGCUGGAAGCACUGAGGUUGAAGCACGGGUGGCCCAUCAAGUCUCAUUAAUUACUGCUGUGAGAGGGCUGCUGGAAGGUAAUUGGUGCUUCCCCUUAUUGAAGUGAGAAGUCAGCAGAGUUGCCAGGUGGGAAUGCUGAUUUUAGUGGCUCAUAUCAGUCAGUGCUUAAGAGAUGGAUCCAUGGAGUUGGUCCAUUGUUGGGACGAGAGAUAAUGGCCUGAAGUUGUGGCAGGGGAGGUUCAGGAUGGAUGUUAGGAACGAUUCCCAAAGAGUGGUCAGCACUGGCACGGGCUGCUCAGAGACGUAGGGGGUCACCAUCCCUGGAAAUGCUCAAGAACUGUAGGGAUGUGGCACUGAGGGACGCGGUCAGUGGGCAUGGGGUGGUGGGUUGGGUUGGACUGGGUGCUCCUGGAGGUCUCCUCCAGCCUUACUGUGAUUCCAAAGUGUUUGCAGCGCCUACAGCUCAACAGCGCGUGCCACAACCGCCGGGCUGUCGCUGCAACAGGGACGCGGCCACGGGUCCAUCCAGCGCUGCACGAGGAGAGCUUUUGGCCCCGAAGACUACGCGGGUGAGCUCAGCAGAAGAACGGCGCUCGGUGAGAACGAGAAAACUCCCAAAUAUUUGCCGGAAUAGAGCCAGGAGAUGAUUUAGAGGGGCCGUGACGCCUUGCGGGUGGGAACGGCGCCGCGUCCCGCUAGGUGGGAAA